AUGCCUAAGCUGCUUAUAGAUGUCGGUUCCGAAGAUGACGCUAUCAACCCAUUUCUCUAUAAACCCACUGAAGUGACACCAUACGCAUGUCUAAGCUACUGCGGGGGACCCGAUACUGAAGAUGUUUUGCGGACAACUGCAAAGAAUUUGGAAGCGCACUAUGAAUCCAUUCCAUGGUCCAAGAUACCUCUUGGUAUAAAAGACGCCAUUCUAGUCUGCCGCGGUCUCAAAAUUCGCAGCUUAUGGGUGGACUCUUUGUGUAUCAUUCACGAUGAUUCCGUGGAUUGGCGAGGGGAUGUAGCAGAAAUAAACCGCAUCUAUCUGUAUUCUCGGCUUUCAAUUGCAGCUCUUGAACCAGCCACAUGCAAGUCACGAUUUCUAGGACCUCAGAAGUUUGCGCACCCGGCCUGGCAGAGUCGCUUUACCGCUGAAACUACGCUCAACCCAAAGGAACCGCCUCUUGAGGUUUUUGUGAGACCAUACUCUGGAAUAAAUAAUGAGCGUAAGGAAGACUUAUCAAGAAGCUCCCUCGAUAAGCGAGGAUGGUCUCUCCAGGAAAGUCUACUACCAGCCCGUCGGUUGUGUUUCAACGGCAACGAGAUGAUUUGGCAGUGUCUGUGUCGAACAAUAUGUGAGUGCGGUCACAUCCUGUGGAAGCCUCAAUCCUCUGAGUUUGGGUGUUUAGGGACACAUCUCAAGUUGAAGCGCUUAAAAGCAGAUGUAGUGCUCUCUCGUCCGCAACCAGCAUGGCACACUUGGCACAAGUACGACAGAUAUGACUAUCGCCGGAGCUGCCCUGGCUAUCCCCAAAACCCAUAUAAAAGAUGGAGAGAUAUUGUAGUGGAGUACACAAAACGCGAUCUUAUUCCCCGAAAGGAUAAGUUGAAUGCUGUCUCUGGGCUGGCUAUGCUGGCCCGUGAAGGUCUUCCAGAUGAUCCGCAAAGCCAAGAGGAUGAACACCCUGAAGAGUAUCUGGCGGGCCUAUGGAGAAGAGAAUUUCGCUAUGACCUUGCAUGGAUGGUGAAAUCACCCAUUGCGGAUCAGGGCAUAGCGGAGAUAUCAGGCAUCCCAAGUUGGUCAUGGGCAUCUGUUAACGCGCCUGUGACUUACAAAUUCGACGAUCCGAUACAAACUUGGAAGCACACCCCUUAUCUUAUAGAAUGCGUCAAGGUGGAAAGUGUUACAUGCCUAAGGGAAGUUGCAAACGAGGAAACAAGUAACGUUGUGAGUGGUGAGGCCAUCUUGACAGGCCUUGUAUCUCGUGUGAAGCUGGCUGUGAUGCUCGACGAAGGCGGAAUGGCCAAAGCGUAUGUGAGAUCCGCAAAUCUGCACUCCUACAAGGUGAAAUUGGACCGACCGAGAAGCUUGACAAUCUUCUCUGAAGAUCGGCAGAGUGCCUGCUGGAUGAAUGGUACAUGCCAGCACGAAGAUGACUGCUGCAAAUGGACAAUGGAGGAACACGAUGAGAAGCUUAUUUGCCUUGUGCUGUUUACGUGGACUGCCCCCGUCAACAAGAACGACCACAAUGGUAACCCGAGGCCAAAUAUGGGACCGGAAACCUGGUUUUUGGUGCUGAAGCCGUCUACUUCUGUUGACGGCGCAUUUGAGAGGAUAGGCAUCGGGCACCAUGCUUACUGGCUGGCCGAGAAAUGUGAGCUCUUUGCGGAUGAAGAGCUUGCUACGGUGAAAGUAGUUUAG
Messenger RNA from Trichoderma aggressivum f. europaeum, 1698 nucleotides. RefSeq lists its product as uncharacterized. Lineage: Eukaryota; Fungi; Ascomycota; Sordariomycetes; Hypocreales; Hypocreaceae. Bases 1 to 1698 code for a protein of 565 amino acids. The record is from RefSeq and is a predicted model, not a curated record. The transcript has a single exon.